CAAAGAAAGGGAAUGAGUCGUCACAACGUGUCCCGCAAGAAUGCGCGGGCUGCCGCUGAGCGAUAUCUGGAUCGGCAAAAUGUGGAUGGGUCACGCCCAAGCCACCCUCUCUACGCGCCAGGGGCUUCGGCAGAGCAUCCCCAUCCCCCUUCGUCCACGGCGGACGAUGCUGCUCUCGACUUCCUGACGGACGCGGUGCCGUCGAUGCGAGAUGACCCGGCCGCCGUGUACGAGGGCAAGGUCAAGGGGCGAGUGAUGCGGCUGGACAACCAGCCCAGCAAGAAGCAGCAGCAGGGAGAGGCCAAGACCAAGCAGAAGCCGCCACGGCGGCUCACCAAGAUGAGCAACAACGAGGCGCGGAGGCGGGGCCUCUACGACUUGCAAGACGGCACACUGAGCUAUGCCGACUGCCUCCCCCUGAAUGAGUUGUGGAGCCAGUACGCCGAGCAGCUGAUGCACGAGCGGCUGCCCAUCACCGAGAGGGGCAGCCGGCUGGCGGCGGCCGACCUGCAUGGCGCAUUUGUGAGAGUGGACAAGGCCAGGGUGCCGAGUUACAUCGGUCUUGACGGCAUUAUCGUGCAGGAGACCGAGCAGACGAUUCGGCUGAUGUGCCAGGACAGCCGCCUUCGCACGGUGGUCAAGGGCCAGGUGGUGCUGAGUGUGGUCGUGCUGGGCGUCAAGUACUUUCUGCAUGGCCCGCAGCUGGCCUACCGGCCUAGUGUCCGCUCCAAAGUCAAAUUCAAGCCGACCACCAAGGGCCUGGGGCUCGGCUGGCUCUGAAUGAAUGGAUGGAUG
Messenger RNA from Vitrella brassicaformis, 795 nucleotides. NCBI's taxonomy places the organism in Eukaryota, Vitrellaceae. The record is from the annotation of a GenBank genome assembly.